AUGAUUUCUUUUCUCAGGAUGAUUUUCACCGCCGCCGAUUGCACCGCCUUGGCUGGCCUUUGGUCUUACUGGUUCCCGGAUAUCAACCCCGGCGUCUGGGUAGCCUGCACAUUAGGAGUCGUUUUCGUUCUCAACUGCCUUGCGGUCAAGUACUUUGGUGAGGUAGAGUUCUAUGCUUCAAUCUUCAAGAUCUUCCUGAUCUUUGGUUUUCUGCUGUUCACCUUCGUCGUUGUCCUCGGCGGCAAUCCUAAACACGACCGCAUCGGCUUUAGAUACUGGAGAGACCCUGGGGCUUUCAACGAGACAUACGCAACGGGAACCACAGGCCGAUUCUUAUCCAUCUGGGGGGUCUUCAACACGGCGGCUUUUGCCAUCGGCGGCCCUGACUUCAUUGCCAACUGCGCAUCGGAGGCCGUCAACCCGCGCCGCAAUAUCCCCAAAGCUGUCAGGCGUGUUAUCUAUCGGUUGAUCUUCUUCUUUAUUCUCUCAGUCUUCGCAGUUGGGCUGCUAGUACCGUACAAUGACCCCACCAUGCCCUACUCCAACUACUUCGCCAUCUUCUGGGUCGGCAUUAUCCUGCUUACGAAUGGCCAUGGCAAGUCGAGACCGGACAACCUCUAG
Molecule: messenger RNA, 621 nt
Organism: Colletotrichum chrysophilum
Lineage: Eukaryota; Fungi; Ascomycota; Sordariomycetes; Glomerellales; Glomerellaceae
Exons: 3
Coding region: 1-621 (206 amino acids)
Biological process (GO): amino acid transmembrane transport
Cellular component (GO): membrane
Molecular function (GO): amino acid transmembrane transporter activity
Source: RefSeq, a predicted model, not a curated record